This is a messenger RNA of Marmota flaviventris (yellow-bellied marmot), 585 nucleotides long. Lineage: Eukaryota; Metazoa; Chordata; Mammalia; Rodentia; Sciuridae. The record is from RefSeq and is a predicted model, not a curated record.
AUGCCCUCCCACCCUCUGCGGGUGGCUGUCGUGUGCUCCAAUAACCAGAACCGGAGCAUGGAGGCGCACCGCCUCCUCAGCAAACGAGGAUUCAAUGUCAGGUCCUUUGGAACAGGAGCUCACGUGAGGCUUCCAGGACCAGCACCUGGCAAGCAAAAUGUUUAUGAUUUCAGAACCACAUAUGAUGAGAUGUUCCACGAUCUUCUUAGGAAGGAUGAAAACUUCUAUGCACAGAAUGGCAUUUUAUAUAUGUUAGACAGAAAUAGGAGAAUCAAGCCCCGGCCAGAAAGGUUCCAGGACUGUAAAGAUGAGUUUGAUUUGAUCUUCACAUGUAAAGAGCUAGUCUACGACCAGGUGGUGGAAGUUCUUAAUUCCAGAGAACAGGUAACCUGCCAGCCAGUGCACGUGAUCAACGUGGACAUCGUGGACAACCAUAGAGAGGCCACCCGGGGAGCUCUCAUUAUCUGUGAGAUCUGCCAGUGUAUCCAGCACUUGAGUGACAUGGAGAAUGACAUCGAUAGCAUGCUGCAAGAUUUUGAGAAGAAGACAGGCAAGGCUUUCCUGCACACUGUCUGCUUUUACUAA